UUUUGCUCACAGAAUUGCCGCUUCGUUCCCAUUCUGUCACUCGUUUCGUAAACCCUUUCGCCAUUAACUCUUUUUAACUGCUCUUCCCGCCUGGUGGUGAUGAGUCUUUCAGCAGGACGGCGAAUUUGGGGAAGGAUUAGCCGUAGAGAGAAACCAAGGAAAAGCUUGCCUUUCCACGUGUCUGCGUGGAACUGUAUGUGUGCGAGUGCUGCCCGCAGCAAAGAUGGCGGAAAGGAGCUUCCAGUUUCUGCCUACAGCAAAGAUGGCGGAACCACCUCUUCAUUGAAUUGGAACUGAUCGUGCUUGUGGAAGAUUUCCAGUUAGCUCUUCUCCUCAAUAAGCGCAAGUUUGUAGAUUUCAGCGCAGCGCGGGUGUCCGCUUCGGGAACCGCGAUAGUUUUCAAGGACCGCAUGAGGUCCAACUAGCGAGCCUUCAGCGGUAGCUUUUUGAUCAAGAUCGCCGGCUUGCCCCGUCCAGCCAAUGGCGGCGAGCAGGCGGGGAAGAGAGGCGGAGUUGGCGUGGCUGACUUGGUCGCCCCCCCCCUCGCCUGAGGCAGCCCAGUCAAGUCGGUGGAGCUGCUGGCGAGGCGCUGUCGGGCUGGCCGUCGCGUGCUGAGGAGACGGGUGGCUGCUCCGCGUUCCUGUUAUCGCUUCGUCUCCGGCUGAAGCAGAGUCCCCAAAAGCAGGAGUAAUUCCCGGAGCAGCGCCGCCGCCAUGCCCACUCUGAGGACAUAUGAACAGAGGGAGUUGUGAUAAGCAUUUUGGCCUAGUUCCAUAGGACACAGUAUUUGAUCACUGGACAUAACUAUUUAAGCUCCCAUAAGUGCUCUUAAUUUUGGAUAAAGAAGGCAGAUCUUGCUUUCUUGUGGAGCAGGAAAAAGCCAACCUGCUUAAAUGGUACAAGGGCUGAAGAUGAUUAGUGAAAAUGUACUUUUUGGAAUGGGAAAUCCUCUCCUUGAUAUCUGUGCAGUGGUGGACAAGGACUUCCUGGACAAAUAUGGGUUGAAACCAAAUGACCAGAUCCUGGCAGAGGCAAAGCAUAAAGAACUAUUUGAAGAACUUGUAAAAAAAUUUAAGGUGGAAUACCAUGCAGGUGGAUCAACUCAGAAUUCGGUUAAAGUGGCCCAGUGGAUGAUCCAGUUCCCUCACAAAGCUGCAACUUUUUUUGGCUGCAUUGGAACAGAUAAAUUCGGUGAGAUUUUAAAGAAGAAAGCAGAAGAAGCUCAUGUGGAUGCACAUUACUAUGAGCAGAGUGAAGAACCAACUGGAACCUGUGCAGCCUGCAUCACAAGUGAUAACAGGUCUCUUAUUGCUAAUCUGGCUGCCGCAAAUUGUUAUAAGAAAGAAAAACAUCUUGAUGUGGAGAAGAACUGGAAGCUGGUGGAAAGAGCUAAAGUUUAUUACAUUGCUGUAAGUUUAGUUAUCCUUGCAAAAUAUUCCCUUGCAUGCACGUCUACAAAAAUUUAAUGUACCAGUUACAUCAAGUACAGAGUAAAUUUAAAUGUUCAGAAUAUA
Molecule: messenger RNA, 1514 nt
Organism: Pogona vitticeps (central bearded dragon)
Lineage: Eukaryota; Metazoa; Chordata; Lepidosauria; Squamata; Agamidae
Source: RefSeq, a predicted model, not a curated record